Molecule: messenger RNA, 1536 nt
Organism: Laccaria bicolor S238N-H82
Lineage: Eukaryota; Fungi; Basidiomycota; Agaricomycetes; Agaricales; Hydnangiaceae
Exons: 15
Coding region: 1-1536 (511 amino acids)
Source: RefSeq, a predicted model, not a curated record
AUGAAACACCUUCUCGCGUUGGCCACUUUGGCCUUGUCCGCAAAUGCCUAUUGGCUCAUGGGAGUUGAGGAUUUCAUUACGACGGAGCGCAUCGAUCCUAUUGUAAACCCUGGAAAGAUUUCUUCUCAUGUUCAUUCAGGUCAUUAUUUGCGAUUCAAGGUCGGACCAUUUCUGCCCAUACUGAUUCUCUCCGUAGUUCUAGGUGGAAGUAAUUUCAGGUUCAAUACGAAUACAACGUUCUUGCGCCAGAGCAAAUGCACAUCGAUCCCUAUUCCCCAAGACAAGUCCAAUUAUUGGUUCCCGCACCUUUAUUUCCAGUGGGCCAACAACAGUUUCACAAGCCUUGAUGGCGGAGCUGUCAUUUGUACGUAUUACCUGUUCAGCGACACUCCGGGCAAGACGACGCCUUUCCCAGACGAUUUCCGCAUGCUCAGCGGCACACCGACUCUGAGAACUUACGAUCCAACCAGCUUCGCACAACAGGCAGUCACUUUCUUAUGUCUCAACUUCAAUGGCCAGUCAACCAAGUGGAAUCAUCUCCCCACAACAAGCUGCCCUAGUGGUAUACGUGCGCAGAUUAACUUCCCUAGUUGCUGGGACGGCAAGAAUGUUGACUCCGCGGAUCACAAAUCGCACGUUGCAUUCCUGUCUGGCGGUCCGGAUAGCGGUACUUGCAGCGAUCCGAAAUUCCCUGUUACAUUGCCACGCAUUUUCAUUGAGGUCUACUGGGGUUCGCAAAACUUUGAUGCAAUCCGUUCGCAAGCUAAGAAUUCGACUCAGCCAUUUGUGUACUCCUCCGGUGAUCCUACGGGGUAUGGCUACCAUGCAGAUUUCAUUAAUGGCUGGGACGCGGGCGUCCUGAAGAAGGCUGUCGACGGCUGUCACUGCAAUCCCUAUGGCGACCCAACAUGUUGCGCAAAUGCUGGGAUUUUUACUCUGAAUCAGGGCCAGUCCUGCCGCAUCACCAAAGCCAUCGAUGAGCAAACAACUGGAACCCUGCUCAAACUCCCGGGAAACAAUCCUGUCCAACCGGAAGGCAAGACGGCUGCUGUCUACCCUGAUACAAAUCCCCCUGAGCUCAUUUCCCCCGUGUAUGCGUACACCGGGAAUGCCCCGACCGCAACGGGCCAAGUUGUCGAUGGUUCUGCAGCGACUGAUGCGAACAACGUUGCCAAGCCUCCUGUUCCGACACUUUCUACCAGCUCUGUACCAGUGUAUAGCUCUGCUUCAUCAGCCAGAGCUACGUCGAAGGCAACUCCUGUUGGUCAGCCAGUUGUAUCCCCAGUGGCAUCUGCCGCCUCCUCUCCAUACUCUAGCUCCUCCCCUGGUUCAAACCCUCCACACAAGGUCGACAUUGCUUCCCCUCCAUCCGACGCUUCAGGAGGUUCGACCUCAUCCGAAAAUAGCACGCCAGAGUACGACGAGUGUGAGGACAAGCCGAGUAGGAAACGUCCGAACUUCAAGGGAAAUAAGCAUCGUCGCGCUACCUUCCCCCAGGGUCGAAGUCACCUCAACUCCCGCUUUAUGAACAAUUAA